AUGACAAAAGAGACCACACCACCGCCUCAGCAAUCCACAGCUCCCACCCACGAACCUCCCUCUCUCCCCGCCUCUCCCCUCGCCAAACGAACAAAACCCGACUCCAACAGCACAGCCAACACCAACAAGAUGACCACCGCCCUCCCUCCCCUCCUCGUCAAGAAACUCACCGAGUCCGCACAAGCACCCAGCCGCGGGUCCGCCUUCGCCGCAGGCUACGACCUCUACAGCGCAAAGGAGACUGUCAUCCCGGCCAAGGGUAAAGCCCUGGUUGACACUGGGCUUGCGAUUGCCGUGCCUGAGGGGACAUCACUUCAUCGAUACCGGGCGGGCGUCAUUGAUGCUGAUUACCGGGGUGAGGUGAAGGUGCUGUUGUUUAAUUUCUCGGAUGUGGAUUUUACGGUUAAGGUGGGGGACCGGAUUGCGCAGCUUGUGCUUGAACGGAUCUAUACGCCCGAGGUGAUGGUCGUGGAGGAAUUGGAGGAGAGCGUCCGUGGGGCGGGUGGGUUUGGAAGCACGGGUCUUUAA
Messenger RNA from Aspergillus novofumigatus IBT 16806, 528 nucleotides. Its product is annotated as dUTP diphosphatase. Gene Ontology annotation, molecular function: dUTP diphosphatase activity; magnesium ion binding. The transcript has 4 exons. The record is from RefSeq and is a predicted model, not a curated record. Gene Ontology annotation, biological process: dUTP catabolic process; dUMP biosynthetic process. The coding region runs from base 1 to 528 and encodes 175 amino acids. NCBI's taxonomy places the organism in Eukaryota, Fungi, Ascomycota, Eurotiomycetes, Eurotiales, Aspergillaceae.